Molecule: messenger RNA, 1692 nt
Organism: Bathycoccus prasinos
Lineage: Eukaryota; Viridiplantae; Chlorophyta; Mamiellophyceae; Mamiellales; Bathycoccaceae
Exons: 1
Coding region: 1-1692 (563 amino acids)
Biological process (GO): DNA strand elongation involved in DNA replication; DNA replication
Cellular component (GO): delta DNA polymerase complex
Molecular function (GO): DNA binding
Source: RefSeq, a predicted model, not a curated record
AUGACGUCGUCUCAAAAACUUGUCGCUCUGCAUGACGGCGAGUUAAAGACCAUGCGCGCUAUUACCACCAACGCCCAAUCGGAGGCGAUGAAGAAGAGAAAAGCGUCUUCUCGAUCAUCCAACGAAGAAGAAAGUAAAUUCCGGUUCGAAAAAGAGCACAUGGGAAAACAGUAUUCGUCGUUGUAUUACCAACGAUUGAUGGUUUUACUCCCAGGAUUGAAGCAAAGCGCGCGAGAGAAAUUUGGAACAUCCGUUCCUUUGAAAAGAGUCAUUGAAUUAGGCGCCGCGGGGACUGAUAACAACAAGGAAGAUGGAAAAGGAGGAGGAGAGAAGAAAGAAUCAUCCGCGAUGAUGAUGAUGGACGUUGACGACGAGGAUACGCUGCUCCAAGAACAAGAAAACAAAGAAAACAAAGCCGCCGCCGCGCUCGGCGAGGAAGUCGUCAUCAUCGGCACUAUUUACAAAGAAAUGGCCAAAAAACCAAUCAUUUUAGACGAAUACAUUAAAACGAAAGCCGGUGUCACGAAGAAAGAGCAAGUCGAACACGGAUUGAUGGACUUGGAGGAGAACUUCGUGGACGAAGAGAAGGAUUUUUGUAUCUUGGAGGACGAAAGCGCGAGAGUAAAGUUACAAGGGCCCGGAGUGAAGGUCGGGGAGUUAGUGACUGGUGUUUCGGCGGCGUGUAAAGGACGCGUGAACAAUAACGGUGAUUUCGUCGUCGAUUCUGUGGCAUUUGCAAAGCCGUCGUCGUCGGCAAAGUCAACGACAAAGGUAACGGAAGAAGACGAAAGCGGCGAACAGACAUACGUGUGCUUAGUUUCUGGUUUGAAUUUUGGCGCAUCUCCCUUGAACGACGUUCGCGCGAUCAUGUUGAGCGAAUACAUCGAAGGCAGUUUAGGCGAUGAGGAGCAAGCGGGCGGAAUUAGCCAAGUGCUCGUGUGCGGUGAAUUGGUUUCCUCGAAAACGAGAGAGGAAGAACGCGUCCAAGGAGAGAAAGGCGCCAAGGCGACGACAAACGGCGAAGGUGGGACCCACGCCGAUACGAAAAAGAAAGCGACGUCAUCGUCGAUUCAAAAAGCGGACGCGUUUCUCGCGAAAGUUUGCGAAAUGGUGCCCGUUGAUCUCAUGCCCGGGAGCUCUGACCCGACGAACUCGGCGUUGCCGCAACAACCCAUACACAGUUGUUUCCUACCAAACGCGGCUCGAUUCGAAGGGUCGACGUUGAAGAAAGUGACCAACCCUCACGAGUUUCAAAUCACACCAUCAUCAGAUGAUGCGUCCACAUCGUCCUCAUCGCGAACGUUUCUGGGAACGUCCGGGCAAAACGUUCGCGAUUGUUUACAAAUCACCUCGAGCGGCGUCGGCAUAAAGGGAAAAACACCGGAGGAAAAAGCAAAAGCGGUGUUAGAUGUCAUGGAGAGAUUUUUAGAAUGGGGACACAUGGCCCCGUCCGCGCCUGAUACGUUGGCUUGCUAUCCCUUCAAAGACAGAGAUCCUUUCGUUAUAACACAAGUCCCGGACGUGUUCUUUGCGGGUUGUCAAAGCGCGUUUGGUUCGAGAGAAAUAGUAGUAGCGUCACAAAAAUCCGUGUUGGUUUCCGUACCAAGCUUUAGCGAAACCGGGAGCGUCGUCUUGUUAAAUUUGAAGACUUUAAAAGCAGAGGAAGUGACAUUUACAGCAGCUGGGUUAUAA